Messenger RNA from Naumovozyma castellii, 519 nucleotides. It is a transcript of the gene PRP19, whose product is annotated as E3 ubiquitin-protein ligase PRP19. The transcript has a single exon. Bases 1 to 519 code for a protein of 172 amino acids. The record is from RefSeq and is a predicted model, not a curated record. Lineage: Eukaryota; Fungi; Ascomycota; Saccharomycetes; Saccharomycetales; Saccharomycetaceae.
AUGUUCUGUGCCAUAAGUGGAAAGCCAGCCAAAGUUCCUGUUGUUUCGCUUAAAUCCAAGUGUGUGUUCGAGAAAUCCCUCAUUGAGCAAUACAUUAAUGAAACAGGGAAAGAUCCAAUAACAAACGAACUUAUAACGAAGGAUGACCUCAUGGAACUAUCACAAAACCCGCAACAGACAGCAUUGACGAAUACUUUGAACUCGGCAACAUUAAACUCUAAUUAUAGCAUUCCUAAUCUACUUUCCACAUUACAAAACGAAUGGGAUGCUAUUAUGUUGGAAAAUUUCAAAUUACGAAAGGCCAAUGAUGAACUUGCAAAAAACCUAUCCACUGCAUUAUAUGAGAUAGAUGCCGCAAAGAUUGUAGCAGCUAAAGCUAUGAAGGAAAGAGAUCAAAUCAUCCAAGAAUUGAACGAAGUGACGAAAGCCAUAGGCAUGGAUGAAUCCGAUGAAGAAAAUAACAAAGAACCUACACCAGAAGUUAAACCCACCAGAAAGAGGACGAGAUCUAAGAAAUAG